GCAUGAGCGAGCUCGUCGGCUCGGUGGCGUCCUCGGGACCCAACCUGACCAACGGCAGCGGCUCGUCAGCGUGUGACCGCAUCGAACCCUCGGCGCGCGUCUUCCUCCUGCUGUUCUACACGCUGGUGUUUCUGGUGGGUCUACUCCUCAACGGGUUCACGCUGAAGGUUUACUUCUACAGUGCUCGGCGGCCGGCGUCGAGCAGCGUGACCGUCUACCUGAAGAACCUGGCGGCCGCCGACUUCCUGGUCAGCCUCUGCCUGCCCAUCCGGAUCACCAACUACGCCAGCGGCUCCGUCUCCGUCCGCCAGGUCUACUGCAACUUUGGAGCCUCCGCCUUCUACCUGAACAUGUACGCCAGCAUCCUGUUCAUGGGCUACAUCGCAGCCACCAGGUACCUGAAGAUCGUCCGUCCUCUAGGAGCUCACUUCCUGCUGAGGGUGCGCGCCGCCCGCAUCAUCUCCAGCGUGACCUGGGUUCUCCUCCUGGCCACCAUGGGCGCCUACAUCGCCCUGUCGCUCCUCACCGAGGAGGCGCAGCCGGCCUCCGCGCUGAGCUGCGAGGUCCUGCACAGCCGGCUGCUCGGCCUCUACUACAAAGCGGUCCACAGCGCCUCCGCCGCCGUCUUCCUGCUGGUCCUGGUCUCGCUGGUCUUCUUCUACCACGCCGUCUCCCGCCGGCUGGCGCUGGCGCAGCGGAGGCAGCCGGCGUCCUCCGGGUCCACGAAGCUGGCCAAGUCCCGCAGGAACAUGCUGGUGCUGGUGGGCGUGUUCUGCGUCUGCUUCGUGCCGUACCACCUGGUCCGCCUCCCCUACGCCUUCCUGGGGAGGCGGUGCUGGUGGAGCCACGCCUUCUUCUACCUGAAGGAGCUGACCGUCAUGGUGUCGGUGCUCAACGUCUGCCUGGACCCGCUCAUCUACUUCCUCUUCUGCAAGGCCUUCCGGGCCCAGAUGAGCCCGCGGAGGCUCAUCUGGGCCGCGGCGCAGGGGGCCAACGGCGAGAGGAGGAGCAGCGACGGGCGGCUGAGGGCCAACAGGAAGACGUCGCUCACCACCUCCACCAGGCAGGCCGGCGCGCUGGAGACCACGUCCAGAUAGGAGGCUGCAGGAGGAGGAUGAGAAGGAGAUGCUGCAGG
This is a messenger RNA of Cyclopterus lumpus (lumpfish), 1135 nucleotides long. Its product is annotated as P2Y purinoceptor 14-like. The transcript has 4 exons. The record is from RefSeq and is a predicted model, not a curated record. Gene Ontology annotation, biological process: G protein-coupled receptor signaling pathway. Lineage: Eukaryota; Metazoa; Chordata; Actinopteri; Perciformes; Cyclopteridae. The coding region runs from base 3 to 1097 and encodes 364 amino acids. Gene Ontology annotation, cellular component: membrane. Gene Ontology annotation, molecular function: G protein-coupled purinergic nucleotide receptor activity.